This is a messenger RNA of Eimeria acervulina, 2655 nucleotides long. Its product is annotated as Splicing factor 3B subunit 3, putative. The annotation marks the transcript as partial. NCBI's taxonomy places the organism in Eukaryota, Apicomplexa, Conoidasida, Eucoccidiorida, Eimeriidae. Gene Ontology annotation, cellular component: nucleus; U2 snRNP. Gene Ontology annotation, molecular function: U2 snRNA binding; protein binding. The record is from RefSeq and is a predicted model, not a curated record. Gene Ontology annotation, biological process: mRNA splicing, via spliceosome. The transcript is spliced from 10 exons.
AUGCCUGUGUUAUAUAAUUUAACUCUUCAGAAGCCUACAGCAAUUGUUAAUGCUGUACACGGUAGCUUCAGCGCUCCGAGAGUCCAAGAAAUAAUAUGCAGCAGAGGAAAAGUUUUAGAGUUGCUGCGGCCUGAUCAAGAAGGUCGCAUGCAUACAGUUUGUUCAGUGGACGUCUUCGGCAUCAUUCGAAGCUUAGCGACAUUCAGACUUACAGGCGCUGUCAGAGAUUAUGUUGUAUUAGGAAGCGACUCAGGCCGCUUAGUUAUCUUAGAAUUCAACACAAAGAAGAAUUGCUUUGAACGCAUACACUGCGAGACAUACGGCAAGACAGGAAUACGAAGAGUUGUUGCGGGCGAAUAUGUAGCUGUAGAUCCUCGAGGACGAGCGCUGAUGAUAGCUGCAGUAGAGAGACAGAAGUUUGCGUAUACAUUAAAUAGAGAUAAUAAGGCUUCAUUAACAAUAUCGUCUCCUUUACCUGCACAUAAAGCUAAUGUAUUAUGUCUUGAUCUAUGCGGGCUUGAUGUUGGAUAUGAAAACCCUCUAUUCGCAACACUUGAGCAGCCUUAUCCUUCAAAUAACAAACAGGGAGGAGCAGCAGCAACAGCAGCAGCAGGAGAAGGACGAGUAUUAUGCUUCUGGGAGGUAGAUUUAGGGUUGAAUCAUGUAGUAAAGAAAUCAUCUUAUGCUGUACCUGCAUCUGCUCAUUGUUUAAUCGCAAUACCUGGCGGAAACAGCUAUGAAGAAGGCCCUGGAGGUGUCUUAGUAUGCUGCGAGAAUAUAUUAAUUUAUAGAAAGAUAGAUCAAGAAGAAUUAGCAUGUGCUUAUCCUCGUAGAUUAGAAACAGGAGGAGAUAAAGGUUUAAUGAUUACAGCUCAUGCUGUUCAUCGUAUGAAAGGGUUUUUCUUUAUUUUAAUUCAGUCGGAGUGCGGGGAUCUAUAUAAGAUUGAAGUCCAUCAUGAUGAAGGUGUUGUUCGAGAUAUUGUAUGCAGAUAUUUUGAUUCUUUACCUGUAGCAAAUGCAUUAUGUGUCUUAAAAUCGGGCUUCCUAUUUCUUGCUGCUGAGUUCGGUAAUCAUAUAUUAUAUCAAUUUACUGCUAUCGGUGCUGAUGCGACAGACGCAAGCUGCUCUUCUUCUCAUCCUUUAGGACGAGAUGCAGUUAUUGCUUUUAAGCCAAGAGCUUUAAAGAAUUUAGUUAUAUCUGAUGAACUUGUAUCCUAUUCACCUAUUAUAGAUAUGCAUAUUCUUGAUGCUCAGAAGACAGGAGGAAGACAAAUAUAUCUUCUUUGCGGUAGGGGUCCUUCGUCAUCUUUAAAGAUAAUGCAGUACGGUGUAGCAACAGAAGAACUAGCUGAUAAUGAGUUACCCGGACGACCUAAAGGGGUAUUUACAUUAAAAGAAACAAAUGAAAGUGCAUUCGACGGAUAUAUUAUUGUUUCUUUUGAGGGAAGCUCUUUAAUAUUAAGAGUAGGCGAAACAAUUGAGGAGAUGAGUGACUCGCCUUUUAUAUCUAAUGCUGCUACUCUUUAUGCUUCUUUAUUAUUCGAUGACUCUUAUAUUCAAGUAAUAGAGAGUGAAGUCCGUCACAUUAAAAAGAACUCUGCAGGGCAGUAUACUGUUUCUCUCUGGAAGCCUUCAGGACUAAGAAGAAUAAGAUGCGUAACAGCAAACAAAAGACAGAUUGCUGUAGGCUUAACAGGAGGAGAUUUAAUUCUAUUUGAACUAGAUGAGGCAGGAACAUUGAUAGAAUGCAGCAGCAAAUCGUUGCAUGUUGAGAUAACAUGUUUAACUCUACAGCAAGUGCGAGAGGGUAGAACAAGAGCUUCAUUUCUUGCUGUCGGCGGAUUAGAUAAUGUUGUUCGUAUAUUUGCCAUAGAUAAAGAUAAACAAUUAAAACAGCAAUCCACGCAACUGCUACCAGCUGAAGCUACACCCGAAUCCGUCUGUCUUGCUACGCUGCACCCUGAAAAUUCUAACGAACAACCUGUCUAUCUCUAUGUCGGUUUAAGCACAGGAGUAAUGCUUAGAUCAGUUGUUGACCCUACAACAGGGGCAUUAUCUGAUCAAAGAUGUAUUGACGGCUUCGUUGCUAUCUGCGGGAGCUCUCUGAGGAUAUUUAGGUGUCCGAGGCUAACAGAUAUUUUUUCGUCUUCUUCUUUGUCCUUGUCUUUUACUCCUAGAGCUUUUGCUGUGCUGCCUCAUCUUACUGACUUCACUGAAACAAACGAAGGUGCUUCUAACAGAGUCCCGGCCUUAGCAAUAUGCGAGGCGGAUCACAACGCCUACGAUGAGGCGACGAAGUUAGAGAUACGAAGGGCCCUCAAGGGUAUUAAACUAAGUCACGAUGAAGAGACAGAAGGAGAGACAGAAGAAGACAGCUUAGAUGCUGCUGAUGCUCUUGCAAACUUCAGAGCAGGCGAAGGCAAAUGGGGCAGCUGCCUCCGUAUUGUUAAUCCUUUACUCGCGACAACAAUUGAGAAGCUAACUUAUGAAACAGAUGAAGCAGCAAUUAGCUGCUGCUGCUGCGAGUUCGAGGGGCUGCCGCUGCUGAUAGUCGGAACCGUCACAGCAAUGACUCUAAGACCAAAGAAGAUGGCAGCAGCAUCGAUUAAGGUGUAUGCUUACGACACCAACUUCCGUCUUACCUUCCUUCACUCU